CUGUCGCGACUAAUUUCUCGUAAAGAAAUAAGGUAGGACAACAUUGUCUUGAGGAAAAUAAGAUCAAAGCAUUUAUUUAGAAUGUAUCUUGUGGGAGUUUGGGGGUCGGUCGAGAGAAUCAGAAUGUUGAUCUCGUAAGCAACCUACUUUGUGCUUCUGAACAUCAAAAGCAGCAACCCCACUAAUAGACACAAGGUUGUGAUAUAAGCAAAGGAUAAAGUGCGACUCCGAAUACCUUCAUUGGGUAAUGUUCUGUUUUCCCCUAGCUUACUCCAUUCUACUCCGGCUCUCUUCUCUUGUGUAAAUUCCAUUGUUAUAAGGGGAACCCUGUAGUAGUGUAUACACCUUGCCCUGUAUGGGAAGACGAUAGACCAGUGUACAUGUAAAGUAUACUACUCUGACAAGGCUUCGAAAAACUUUGAGAUCAUCUAGUCUCUUGGGACUUGAGGGGUCGAUAGCCUAAUAAAGUAUCCUCACUAUAACUUUUUGAUAAGAGGUUCAGUGUUUACUAGUGGUUGUGCUUAAGCGAAUCCAAAAGGGGAGAGAACAUACAGCGUUUGGUGAGUGAAGAGAGGAAGAUGUCCGAUUGGGGUCCGGUGUUUGUGGCGGUGGUGCUCUUCGUACUGUUAACGCCAGGUUUGCUGAUUCAGGUACCAGGUCGCAAUCGAGUUGUUGAGUUUAGCAACUUUCAGACUAGUGGAGUGUCCAUACUGGUUCACUCAAUUGUGUACUUCGCUCUCAUUUGCAUCUUCUUAUUAGCCAUUGGGAUCCAUUUGUACACGGGUUCUUAACUCUUUACUAGAAUCCUAGAGAUCAUGGACGGCCAUUUUCCUUUUUUACCUUUUUUAGGUUGUGUCAUGUUUGGUUGUCUUUUUUUUUUUUUUUUUUUUUUUUUUUGCUUUUGUUUCUCUUUUUUAACAUUCAAAUAUCAAUUCAAUCUCUUAUGAUUUGACGUGAUGUAUCAUCGGUUGGGAAAGCUCUGAUUAUUAAUAAAAUGCUCUUUUUUCUUC
Nicotiana attenuata is the source of this 1010-nucleotide messenger RNA. RefSeq lists its product as uncharacterized. NCBI's taxonomy places the organism in Eukaryota, Viridiplantae, Streptophyta, Magnoliopsida, Solanales, Solanaceae. The coding region runs from base 579 to 791 and encodes 70 amino acids. The record is from RefSeq and is a predicted model, not a curated record. The transcript has a single exon.